UUUUCAUAUCUUCCUUAUGAUAAGAUGAGUGAGUCUUAUGUAAAUUGUGUAUAGUCAUUGUAUGUUCCCUAUGCUAUGGGUUGGUAAUUCUUUUUUCUUUCUUUUAUCAAACGACUUGUUUUCUUACUGCUUCACUGAAAACAGAAUGUUCAUUCAUAUGCUUUUGGUUGAUCAUAAAUCUUAUGACCGUAUGUAACAACUUACCCUCAUCCUCAGACCUCGUCUUUCAAGCGAGCUAUUUUAAUAGACAGAGCUUGUUAAAUGUCGUAUUUCACUUUUAAUACACUAAGAAUAAAACAUUUUUAAAAGGUCUAUUUAUAUUGAAUAGGUAAUUUAUUCACUGCGUACCUUGGUACCAUUUGAACCUUCAUACUCUGAUAUCGACCCCUUCAGAUUCUUGACAGAGUUUUAGAGUUUUGAAGGGAAAUCGUUUAUUAAUUCUCUCAAUUCGGUUUUUGUUUUAAUCUCGCAUAUAUUUACUUUCCUUCAUUAGUGUGGGAAUAAUUCAUUUGGCAUACUAAUACAAUGGUCGAUUUAAAUAACUUAAUGGACUACAUGCCCUUGAUUUUGAGGCUUUACUUCCUAGUUUUGUUUGGAUUGUAUAGCUUUACGUUUGCAUUAUGGCUCUUGUAUGCUUAUCGUGUGGAUGUUUUUGCUUUGCUAAACAAUCCUCUUCCAGUCAAUCGUCUAAAUCAACAUCAGGCUCCUCUGUAUAGACUUACUUACAAACUUUCAGUAAUUGGGACUUUUCUAUUCAUUGCUGCUGAAAUUAUCUACAUGUUGACCGAAUCAUCUGAGAUGUCUUACAUCCCUGUUGUUAUAUUUUGUGUCAUUAUCUUCAUGCCUUUGCGUAAAUUGCAAUAUUUCCAGCGAAAGGUGUUUAUGCGGCAAUGUUUACGAAUCUCUACUGGAAAUUACGCCGUGGAAUAUAAAUUCCCGGAUAUCAUUUUUUCCGACUUGCUCACUUCGUAUUCUCGAGUAAUUGCCGACUUAUGGCUCGCCGGUGCUAUUCUUAUUUACACUGUUAGUGAGCCUUCAAGGUCACGAAGAAAAGAGCUAGAAAAUGAGGCGAUCAUGUCCUUGAUUGCAGCUUAUCCUUAUGCUAUACGUUUUCGUCAAUGUCUCAUCGAACGUGCUCAUGCUGAUAAUGAAACAGCCAGAUUCUGGAGUACAAUGAAUGCCAUCAAGUAUUUGACUGCGUUCCCAGCAAUUUUCUUAGGUAUUGUUGGAAAUAAGCGGAUGACUUUUAUGUGGUUCCUUUGGAACGCUUCCUCUGCUAUUAACUCAACCUACUCUUUUUGGUGGGAUGUUUCUCAGGAUUGGAACUUGGAUUUUUUGAAAGAUCCAUUGAACAACAAGAGCUGGAAGUUUCAGACUCGUCGUCCCUUCCCUGUCGCUGUAUACAUCUUUUUUAGUGCCCUUGAUUUCGUCUUACGUAUGUCUUGGGUUGUAAGAGUUCUUUCCGAAAAACACACCAGCCUUUUUGCGACUGAUUUUGGUAUUUUUUUGAUGCAGUUUCUAGAAGUAUUUCGAAGGUGUAUCUGGGUUUUCUUUCGGAUUGAAGCUGAAGCUUCAAAGACCAUGGCUUAUUUGACUGUACAGGGUGCUAAUGACGACGUUCUUUCUCAUCCCGAGUAACGCUUAUGGUUUGAAUCAUUCUUCACAAAUAAUGUUUCACAUGUUGGUGAAUGACGGUUGCGGUUGUGGUUGUGGUUAAAAAAUAUUUUUUUCGUUCACUUUUGGACAUUCUUAGGAAUAUGCUUUCACAUUCUUUUAUUUUCCUUGUGUUUACAUGUAAAUAUUCCUCUAACGGAAAUUUAUACAAUUUCCACUCUAAUGAACUUAAAUAUUAUUAAU
This is a messenger RNA of Schizosaccharomyces octosporus yFS286, 1857 nucleotides long. Its product is annotated as Erd1. The coding region runs from base 526 to 1638 and encodes 370 amino acids. The record is from RefSeq and is a predicted model, not a curated record. Lineage: Eukaryota; Fungi; Ascomycota; Schizosaccharomycetes; Schizosaccharomycetales; Schizosaccharomycetaceae. Gene Ontology annotation, cellular component: membrane; cytoplasm. The transcript has a single exon.